AUGCCUCUAAUUCCAAACACAUGCACUCCAGAUCUGGGCAUACGCUUGGACAGGGAAGACAACAUCUACCGACCCGGAGAGACCGUUCUUGGCUGGGUCUACCGCACAUCCCAUGUCGUGUCCGAGGCAUCUAUCAAGGUCUCUCUCCAUGGAGUCAGCCGCACACGUAUGAGAUCAGGCGUGCGCUGGGCUGACAAGUACCAAGGCCAAUUCGACAUUUUCCAGGGCGACAAGAACAGGCAGAGUGUCUUUCAGGGGCCGCUUCACAUUGGAAAGGGUGAUGAUCGGGAAGAGCUGGGCCAGGAGUGGCCUUUCGCAUUUAAGCUACCGACACACAUCGACUUUAGUUGGGUGGCAGAUAAGAAGUAUGGCCGCGAGUAUUUCAAGCCCAUUGGUAGAGCAAUUGGGAGGGAGCCAUUGCCUGGGAGUUUUGAGAUGUCCGAUGGGGAUUAUAACGAAGGCCUUGUUGAGUACUACCUUAAAGCCACAUUGGAACUGCAGAGGGGAGGCAAAUCCGAAAGCCAGGCAGCGAUUUUACCUGUCAGGAUCGUGGCCUCUGCUCCCGAGAAGGCCGGCUCCGAUGUGGACAACAGUCUGCAGCUUAGCAAGAGCAUUAUGAGCGUCGAAAUUUCGGAUCUUUCUCUCACGCCGUCGGAACCGAAACCCCAGCUUUCGACGUCUCAAAAGCUUAUGAACAUACUCAGAUCUUCAUCGACAGGUACACAAAUCCAAUGUGAGCUCCAAACAUGGGCGCCAGCAGUUCUACAGAUCGAUGACCCCAAGCCAUUAUCUUUGUUGCUACACGCCAAAACUACAUGGCCGAGGAUGUCCCAAUUAGCAGAAAAAAUGGCGCCGGCGGUGCGGGUGAAUUUUGUUGAGGUGGGAAUAGAAUCGGUGGUGGAUAUCAAAACCGAGACAACGUUUGGAAGCAUUGACGAUUGCUUGAAAAGCUACAAAAGUCUCACCAAGCACAUUCCAUCAUCCUAUUUCUCCGACAUCACGAUUCCUUCGGCGGAGAAGUUACCGCCCAUUGACGUGGGACAUGCGGUAGACAUUCGCCUCCAGUCAUCUUCUUUGCCUGAUACGCUAUCUCACAGCUUUUCCAUCUGCAAUAUCAAGGCUGAUCAUAUAUUGCAUUGGAGGAUCGAAUGUGAAAUCGAGGGCAGGUCAUGCAAAACAAGUGGCUCACAGCCUAUAGUCAUCCUACCACCAGCAGUUGAGAGACAAGCAGGCUCGGACUUCAUUGCAGAAUUGCCUUCCUACCAAUGUGCAGUCGCAACCGCAGCGCCAAUGUAUGAAAUGGAAGGAUGA
Clonostachys solani is the source of this 1311-nucleotide messenger RNA. The record is from the annotation of a GenBank genome assembly. Lineage: Eukaryota; Fungi; Ascomycota; Sordariomycetes; Hypocreales; Bionectriaceae.